This is a messenger RNA of Myripristis murdjan (pinecone soldierfish), 3352 nucleotides long. It is a transcript of the gene brsk2a, whose product is annotated as BR serine/threonine kinase 2a. Lineage: Eukaryota; Metazoa; Chordata; Actinopteri; Holocentriformes; Holocentridae. The record is from RefSeq and is a predicted model, not a curated record. Gene Ontology annotation, cellular component: cytoplasm. Gene Ontology annotation, biological process: protein phosphorylation; intracellular signal transduction. Gene Ontology annotation, molecular function: ATP binding; protein serine/threonine kinase activity.
CGUCCAUCGACAAUGAUAUUCAGACUGUAAGGCACUUGCGGCUCGUCUGCAGCAAAAGGAGAAAAGAGGAGCGAGAAAGCGAAAACCUCACCUCCUCAAACAGCGAGUGAGGGAGAGAGAGAGAGAACGACAGAGAGAGACAGACAGAAAGGAGGUUGUGGAGUAAAAAGAAGAAGAAAAAGAAGAAGAAGAAGAGGAGAACGGCGGCUCGGAGCUCCAACGAGGAGUGUGUUAUUCUCUGCGCUUUAUUAUAAAGUCUCUCAUUUCCACACAGAUCCGACAUGUCAUCGUCCGGUAAAGACAACAGCGGUGCCCAACAUGCCAAUUACGUGGGACCUUACCGCUUGGAGAAGACACUCGGGAAAGGACAGACAGGACUGGUCAAGCUCGGGGUCCACUGUGUCACAUGCCAGAAAGUCGCCAUAAAGAUUGUCAACCGUGAGAAACUCAGUGAAUCAGUACUAAUGAAGGUGGAGCGAGAAAUAGCGAUUCUGAAGCUCAUAGAACACCCACAUGUUUUAAAGCUACAUGAUGUCUACGAAAAUAAGAAAUACUUGUACCUUGUGCUAGAGCAUGUGUCUGGUGGUGAGCUGUUUGACUACCUGGUGAAGAAGGGCAGGUUAACACCCAAAGAGGCCAGGAAAUUCUUCAGACAGAUCAUCUCCGCCCUGGAUUUCUGCCACAGUCAUUCCAUAUGCCACAGGGACCUGAAGCCAGAGAACCUGUUGCUAGAUGAGAAGAACAAUAUCAGGAUAGCAGACUUUGGCAUGGCCUCUCUUCAGGUCGGAGACAGUUUACUGGAAACCAGUUGCGGGUCUCCACACUACGCCUGCCCAGAGGUCAUAAGGGGAGAGAAGUAUGACGGGAGGAAGGCAGACGUCUGGAGUUGUGGGGUCAUUCUCUUUGCCCUAUUGGUGGGCGCCCUGCCGUUCGAUGAUGACAACCUGAGGAACCUUCUAGAGAAAGUGAAGUUGGGAGUGUUUCACAUGCCCCACUUCAUCCCCCCAGACUGCCAGAACCUCCUCCGUGGCAUGAUCGAAGUGGACGCCUCCAAACGACUAACGUUAGAACAGAUCCAGAAGCACACAUGGUACAUAGGGGGGAAGAACGAGCCGGAGCCGGAGCAGCCUGUGCCCAGGAAGGUGACCAUACGCAGUCUUCCCUCUGCAGACGACAUCGACCCAGACGUACUGGACAGCAUGCACUCCCUGGGCUGCUUCAGAGAUAAAAACAAACUCCUGAAAGACCUGCUCUCUGAUGAUGAAAACCAAGAGAAGAUGAUCUAUUUCCUGUUACUGGACCGUAAAGAGAGGUACCCCAGCCAGGAGGACCAGAACCUGCCGCCACGCAACGAGAUCGACCCUCCCAGGAAGCGGGUGGACUCGCCCAUGUUGAACCGUCAUGGCAAGAGGAGACCAGAGAGGAAGUCCAUGGAGGUGCUCAGUGUCACAGACGGUGGCUCGCCUGUACCAGCCAGGAGGGCCAUCGACAUGACGCAACAUGGACAGAGGUCGCGGUCUAUUAGUGGAGCCUCCUCUGGCCUCUCUACCAGCCCCCUCAGCAGCCCACGGGUUACCCCUCACCCCUCCCCUCGAGGCAGCCCCCUCCCCACCCCCAAGGGCACCCCCGUGCACACGCCCAAGGAGAGCCCGUCCGGGACCCCCACCCCCACGCCGCCCCCCAGCCCCUCCAUCGGAGGCAUGCCCUGGAGGACGCGCCUCAACUCCAUCAAGAACAGCUUCCUGGGCUCGCCACGCUUCCACCGCAGGAAACUCCAAGUUCCCACACAAGAAGAGAUGUCCAGUCUCACACCAGAGUCUUCCCCAGAACUUGCCAAAAAAUCCUGGUUUGGUAAUUUCAUCAACCUGGAAAAAGAGGAGCAGAUCUUCAUUGUCAUCAAAGACAAGCCGCUCAGCUCCAUCAAGGCAGACAUUGUUCAUGCCUUUCUCUCCAUCCCCAGCCUGAGCCACAGCGUGAUCUCGCAGACGAGUUUUCGGGCGGAGUACAAGUCCACGGCCGGCCCCACCGUCUUCCAGAAGCCGGUCAAAUUCCAGGUGGAUAUCACCUACACGGAGAGCACAGCCGCCACCAAGGAGAACGGCAUCUACUCUGUCACCUUCACCCUGCUCUCAGGACCCAGCCGGCGCUUCAAGCGAGUGGUGGAGACGAUUCAGAGCCAGUUGUUAAGCACACAUGACCAGCCAGGGGUCCAGCAGCUGUCUGACGAGAAGAACGGACAGGUGCCCUACCCCUCUGGCACGCCCUCCAAGCACUGCCCCUCGCCCAUGCACGUCCGGAGGCACGAGCCAGAAACUAAUGACACCAAAUGCCCUGCUGUGGGCAGAGACAGAGCCAAGUUGUCGGUGGCAUCUGUGGGGACACAGGAGGAGUCUUAGACAAACUGUAGUUGAGCCAACGCUAAAACCCAUCCCAGUAUCGCUAUUUGCCACAGAGAGAAUAUUCUACCUUGUACAUAGCUAGAUGUACAUAAUCAUCUAUGGACAUUUUUUUGUAUAAAAAUGACUUUAUAUAGAUAGAAAUAUAUUAAGAGAAUAAAAGUGAUAUUUUACAAACAGCAUACUGCACCCACACGCACACCAACACAAUAAACACUAACUCCUCCCCUCCUCCACUCUCCCCCUGUCAUCACCGCCAUCAUCACCACCCUCUGUCCUACCCAUUUCAGCUCCAGUGGCCCUUUGCUCUGUUUUUGCUCCCUUGCUGCUAACCUGUGUGAUGACCUGACUUGUUUCUGAUACCAGGAAUUAUCCAGAAAACCUAUUAAGCCCCUCCUCCUGCUCCCCGCUCCGUUCGCCCUCCCUCGACCACCCCACCCCACCCCCCACAAAGCGCGCCGAGAGACGGACAUUUGUUGACGGAGGACUGCUUUUAGAGGUGCGCAGGGGGGGCCGGGGGGGUUACCAUGGAAACAGACCCUUCAUGCCGACUUCUACCUUCACCUCCCUCUGCGCCCCUUCUCCACCUCUGGCAGCCAUCAGUAGAAGUAGAAGAAAAUACCUUUAGUGUUCCUCGUUUUAAACAUACACGCACAUGCACAUCACAUACGUUCACACACACAUGCACACACACAUUCACACACGCAUACACGUGCUCAUACACUAACAACAAUAAUGCACAGUCUCCGAGCUAACCUACCCUUCCCUCUUUUCUCACUUGAGCGUUCAGUAAUUACAAACAACUGUCAUAUAAGCUACACAAACAGUACACACAUAGGACAUGCUCAUGCAUACAUGCACAAGUACAGUAUGUACAGAUAAACUCUGGGAUGAUUCAACAAGAACAAGGACAAACAAAUGAAAAAAAAAAAAAAAAAAAAAGACACAGUGACACA